AAAAUGGGUAAAUUGAAAUGUUUUGAGAUAAUAAUGUCGGAAAACAAGACAGUUUUCCAUCCUGGUGAAAAGGUAGUCGGCAAAGUUGUGGUCGAGUUGAAAGGCGAUAUGAAGAUGAGAUCUUUGCGGAUUUUUAUGCGAGGUGUCGCCAAGGUACACUGGACUGAAAGUCGGAGUACAGGCAGUCGACUGGGCUCUUACACAGAACACUAUAAUGCAGAAGUAGAAUACUUCUUCAAAAGACAGGUGCUUUUCGGCGGAGAGGUGUCAGAAGGAAGAGACACAUUGCUGGAAGGUCGGCAUGAAUUCAACUUCAACUUUGAGUUGCCAAUAUGUGGUAUUUCAACAUCAUUUGAGGGUAAACAUGGGAGCAUCAGAUACUGGCUCAAGGCGGAGAUGGACAAGCCUUGGUCAUUUAAUCACAAAACCAAAAAAGCCUUCACAGUCAUCAGUCCUAUAGACAUCAACAAACCAGAGUACCAGACAUGUGUUCAAAGUAGUGCAGAAACAACCCUCUGUUGUUGGUUGUGUACAUCGGGGCCAAUCUCCAUCACUGCCAGGUCUGAUCGCCGUGGCUACUGUGCUGGAGAAUCAAUAGCCGUGUCAGCUGAGUUUGACAACCACUCCUCAAGGACAGUCAUACCUUAUGCUACACUGUACCAAACACAAGCCUUUUUCGCCAGUGGCAAAACAAGGGUGAGGAGAACCAAGUUCACAGUCCUCACAGGAUUACCAGUGGCCCCUGGGACCCGAGGGAACUGGGAAUCUCAGCUCCUGAAGAUUCCAGCGGUGUCGCCAUCUAUCAUGAACUGUUGUGUAAUGAAAGUAGAUUAUUACAUCAAAGUCGCCUUACAUAUACCCGGGGCUUACAAUUUGACCAUGCAUUUACCAAUUGUCAUCGGGACAGUGCCAUUCAGACGGGGAACAUUUAGGUUCCCAGAGCCACAUUUCUUCAGAGAGAGCCAACGUCGUUUUGAUAGUGUAGACUAUCUUCCCAUACCACCGCCCUACAGAGAGACCAUCACCCCACCUCCACCAUUUGAUGACCCACCGACGUACCAUGAGAGUGUUGGUGGAGCUGUGAAUAUCUGGGAUGACGAGGAUGAUGACCCUCGAUAUAACAUGGGCGACCUCACUUACACACCUAUGUACACCUAUGUUUACAACUACAGACCUCCACCAGCAUACUCAGAGGAGGAUCCUAACCCAGUACAGAUAUGUGAAGUCCCAGCCAUCAGAUCAGCUGCUGAAGAUGUAUGAUGAUGUUUAACCUGGGCACAGCUUAGCAUUUAAGAAACACUUGCUGAUGGCGACCUGUCACAUAUGACUGAAGUGUCAUCAACACAGGUGUAAAGUCCAUCCUCCCGGUCAACAGUUGAUUUUGUGGCCCUGUGCAUUGCUACCAAGUUGAACCACAAAUGAUGAUGUACCUUAUCUCAGUGACCACUGGUGGUAAGAGAGAGGAUCUUUACUUAAGGGAAUG
This is a messenger RNA of Ylistrum balloti, 1483 nucleotides long. Its product is annotated as arrestin domain-containing protein 3-like. Gene Ontology annotation, biological process: protein transport. NCBI's taxonomy places the organism in Eukaryota, Metazoa, Mollusca, Bivalvia, Pectinida, Pectinidae. Bases 4 to 1260 code for a protein of 418 amino acids. The transcript has 9 exons. The record is from RefSeq and is a predicted model, not a curated record. Gene Ontology annotation, cellular component: cytoplasm.